AUGUCGAUCUUUGUCCUUAUAUUUUUCCUAUUUUUCCAAUUAUCCAACCAAACCCCUUGUUUAUACGACAAAGACUGUGAAAAAUGGGAAGUUUGUGGAACUCCAGUAGACAUCGGGACUUGUAGAAAUCGAACAUCUUCUGAUCCUGAUAAAUCAGUUUGCAAAUCUCCAGAUUGUAAUGGAAUUUCAAAUCGAUAUUUGUUAAAUCUGAAUAGAUCUAUCAAACCAUGCGAGAAUUUCUAUGAAUUUGUUUGUGGGAAAUAUCCGAAACCCAAGAAAUAUCAGAGAAGAGUCAAUAUUUUUCAAGAAAUGACUGUGGAUCUGGAUUUGAAGUUGAAAGAGUUUCUAGAAGAAAAUUCGGAAGAUUUGGGCAUUUUAAAAAUAUUCUAUGGUUCUUGUAUGACUUCGAACAAUUUAGAAGUUGAAGAUCUUCUUGAGAUCUUUGGAAAUUCCUCAGAGAAUCCAUUUUUCCAAAUUCUGAUCGAACCAUCUUUGAAUGAUAAUACAAAAUAUAUGAUGCACUUUGAACCUCCCGAACUUUUUCUAAAGGAAAUCAAAAGCUAUCAGAAACCUGAAAACAUUGCUCAUCUUAAAAAAUUCAUGUUGAAAAUUCUCAAAGAUCACAGCGACUUAGAAAUUCAGGAAAUUAUUGAUUUCGAGAAGAAUUUGGCUGCGAUUAUAAAAGAACCUUCUGAAAAAUUGGAAAAUCAUGCGAGUUAUAGGAAUUUGAUGAGUCUUGAGGAUUUUAAUGAUAAUUUUAGGAAUAUUGGAUUUGAUUUUGGUAACACAACUUUGGUAAACAUCUACGAUUCAGGAUUUUUUGAGAAGUUAAAUGAACUCUUGGGUAGAACAACUCCCAAGAUCUUGGAAAAUUACAAAAUUUGGAGAUUUAUUGCGGAGUUUUUAAAAUAUUUGAAUCCUCAGGAAUUUUUUGAUUUUGAGAGAAAAAUCUAUGGAUUUUCAUCGACUGAAAAUCCAAUCUGGGCAAUUUGUCUAAACGAACUCAAAGAGCAACUUCCAGUUUUACUAGCCAAGAAAUAUUUCAAAACAAAUGAGCAAAAGAAAAAGGAAAUUCGAAAUCUGAUAAAUAAUAUCGAAAAAUCAGCGAGGAAUUUGAUGAAUUCUACAGAUUCCCCUGACAAAAAUGUGAUAAUGAAAAGGCUUGGAAAAAUGUGGUUUGAUCAAUGGAGUUAUCCUAAGUUUGAAUUAGAUAUUGGAAAGGAGAAAGUUUUGUUGAAGCCUGGAAAGUUUCUGGAGAAUCUGGUGAUUUUGAGGAAAUAUAAUCGGAGGUAAGGUAGAUUUGAUGGGCCCAAAAAUUAAAAGAAGUCCCCCAGAUCCUAUUUUUCAAAACUCGAAAAACCAGUCGAAGUUUAUUGGCAUAACUCAGUUCUAUCAAUCAACGCAUAUUACAAACGCCGUGAAAAUUCCGUAAUUUUGCCACCUGGAUUAUUAACCUAUCCGAUGUUUAGUCAAGAUGUUCCACCAUUUGUAAACUAUGGAUCAAUCGGAUUUAUCAUAUCUCAUGAAAUAGCUCACGCUUUCGAUGACAAAGGUGCAAGUUAUGAUGAGAAUAGUAGACUUUUAGUGAAUUCAAAUUCAAUUCUCAAUUUUCCAACUGAUUAUCAAUGUUUGAUGUCACAAUAUCAAAAUAACAGCAAAAUCCUGACUGAAAGUGUAGCUGAUAAUAUUGGAAUACGAAUUGCUUUUGAUGCUUAUCAUGAGCAAUGGCAGAAUUCUGUAGAUCAAAGAAGUUUGACAGAUUUUCAGAAUAUGUCGGGGAUUCGCAUGUUUUUCGUGGCGUUUGCUAGUGUGAGUUUGAAUUAGCUAGAGUUAGAAGAACUCACACAUUUUUCAGACCUUCUGUCAUAAUGUGAAUCCUGAUUAUUCGCGAAAUGAUGAACAUGCAUUUGGAGCUGAAAGAAUCAAUACAGUUCUCCGAAAUCUUCCCGAAUUUUCUGAAACUUUCGGAUGUUCCAAAGAAAAAAAGUGCAAAAUUUGGUGA
Messenger RNA from Caenorhabditis angaria, 2002 nucleotides. The record is from the annotation of a GenBank genome assembly. NCBI's taxonomy places the organism in Eukaryota, Metazoa, Nematoda, Chromadorea, Rhabditida, Rhabditidae.